Styela clava is the source of this 1653-nucleotide messenger RNA. RefSeq lists its product as uncharacterized. NCBI's taxonomy places the organism in Eukaryota, Metazoa, Chordata, Ascidiacea, Stolidobranchia, Styelidae. The record is from RefSeq and is a predicted model, not a curated record.
UCAUGAAACACCGUUAGACGUGCAUCUGUAGAUUUAUUGUAUUUUACGACGAAUUAACUUUACUUGCACAAUUUAAAAAUGCACAGUAAAAGUGGCAGGAAUCUAUGCUUGUUUGCCAUCGUUACGAUAUGCUUUCUGGCAAUUUCGCACGGAAGUCCAGUUCCCGACUUGGAAUCAGAUAAAGAUGCAAACGUUACUGACACGACAACAGCAUCUCCCCUUACUACGAUUACGCAAAGUGUGAUAUCACAGGGAACCAAAGGAAAAGCUGACAAGGCACGUGAAUGCGCACUGCAAGCCAUACGGAUAAUUGUUUCUGAUCUUGAUGGCCCCGUCGAUGAAGAGUGUCGUCAGAUAUUGAAAACCAUGACAAUCAAUGCAGGGAAACAUAAAGAAGAAAACAACCCAGUGGACGACGUAGAUCUCCGCAAAGAACUCAAAGAAAUUGCUCAAAGAGAAGUACAAUAUCAAAACAUGAAUGAUGAAAUUGAUCAGGCUGAAAAUCUGAAUGCCGAAAACGAUCUGAUUCAGAUGAAAAAUUGGAGGAGUUUACAUCACGAAAUGAUGACGCAGCUCUACUUGCCAUGGAAUCAGAAAAAAAAGCUACUUCGCGUACUAAAGACAAACAAGAUGCCGUAAGUUAUAAUUUAAACAGUGACUUCAAACCACAUUAUUUUAAAAACGAAAACGAGAAAAGCUCCGACAGGUUCACGAAUAAAGAUUCAGACGUCGAAGUCUUUCAAGAAGGAAAGUUCAUCGUGGAUGAUGAUGGUAUUGGUCUCCUUGAGGAGCCGAAUCCAUCUAAUCGAAACGACAUUGAUGACGAUUUUUUGGUCAUACCACUCCGAUUCCUUCGCAACAACAUGCGCAAUGAACGUGUUCGUGAACACGAAUCCCGUAACAAAAUCGCAGAAGAAAGCAGAGAAGGAAGGAUGAAGUAUGGCAGAAAAAACGACAUGGCAGCAAGAUGGCUUCUUCAAUCAAUAUUAAAUAUGGUGAUCGGCGAACUCGACGACGAACAGAUGACAAACGCGAAAGAAGAUAAAAUCGACGUGAUUGGAUCGGAAGACGAAAAAAGCAAAGCGCAAUCUCAAAUAGAAAAGGCUAAGCAAGAUGACUCUGCCCUCGAUAUCGAAGAUGAUAUAAAUGGCGAAGGUGGAUCUGAUUCAGACAGUCAGUCAGCCGUCGAACACGCGAAGGAGAUGAACACCGGUGUACUAGCUCAAGUUGAAAGUGACAUCGCUAAGCUUGGGAAAGAUCUUCGUCGACUUCAAUUUAACUGACAAUGAUGCUUUUUAUUCCAUGUAAAUAAAUUCACUAUUCAACACAUUAGGUAUGAAUAAAUAAGAAGAGCAAACCUUUACAUUGGUGAUUUAUUCAAUUUCAACAGUUCACUGUUUAACUUGUUAGAUCUCAAAUCAAUAAUUCAAUGAGAUAUUAUUUUACUGGCGUGAAAAAUUUCCCUGAUUACUUGAUAGUUUUCAAUUACUUGUUCUUUAUUUCUGUGUUCUUCAUAUAUAUACCGAAGGCAGACAAAUUCACUUUCAUUUCUAUGUUUUCAUAUUAUUUAUGUAUUAAAAUCUGUACGCAAAUUUUGUUACUGCACCCUUUCUUGUAGAUGUGAGUUUAAUUCAUAUAAAAAUAACAAAAAAA